AUGAUCCUCCAUAAGGCCGACGACGCGUUGAUGUGCAAGGUAUUCGUAGUGACCUUGCGAGGAGCAGCCCAAGAUUGGUUCCACACCCUGCCAUCUGGGUCGAUCAACAGCUUCAAGGAGUUGGCUUACGUCUUCACUAAAGAGUGCACCUCUUACCGGACGAUCAAGAAGAACCCUGACCACCUGUACAACCUGCGCAAGAAGUCCGACGAAUCCAUUCGAGAUUACAUCAAGAGAUUCAAAGCAGAAAAAGCCAACAUUGUAGGAUGUGACAACCGGAUCACCAUCAUCUGCUUUCAAGAAAGGCCUCCAGCUGAACACGACUUGUACCGCGAGCUGACUAUCACUCCCAGCCAGACUCUGGCAGAGGUCUACGCGACCGCGGAACGCUAUGCGCUUUGGGAUGACGAUCGAAUCACCGCAAAAAAGUCUACUAAGCAGGAAGAUCAACCGACUAAGCGGGCAGGUCAAAGAAGCGAUGGAUUUAGCAACAAGAACAAGGAUAAGCGCAGGUCACACCCACAAGGAGACGUUGCAGCAGGAGAGAACUACACCAAGUUCACCAUCCCCAUACAUCAAAUCUUAGCCCAAGUGAAAAACAAACCUUGGGUAAGAAGACCGCCACCCUUGAAAGGAGAUCCAAACAAGAGGGAUACAAGCAAAUACUGUGCCUUCCAUGGGACACACAGGGCACACUACCAAUAA
Molecule: messenger RNA, 705 nt
Organism: Prunus armeniaca (apricot)
Lineage: Eukaryota; Viridiplantae; Streptophyta; Magnoliopsida; Rosales; Rosaceae
Source: the annotation of a GenBank genome assembly